GGUGAAGGAAGCACCAGGCGUCGCAAAGACCAAAAUCACUCAUGUACUGUCUAAUUAUUAGGAUUCAACUUCAUCAUUACACAUGUAUAAGUACAGGGUAACAAAGUACAGUAUAAAUACAGUGUAACCGGUGGACUGCUGAGUGUGCAGAGUUCCCGCUGUAUUGAGCCUGUUCACGUCUUCAUUAGUCCAAAGUUGAGGUCACCACAGAGAGCGAGGGCACAGUCUAGGUGCUCAGAGAGUAACAAACAUGGAGGAAUGAGGGGUCAUCAGGGUCAUAUUUACUGCUUUUUAAAUCUACUCUCCUGAUCUGUAACUAAGUACUGUGAAGUUCAUAUUUAUUGUUCUAUAUUUUGUUAAACAGUCGACUACAUGUUAAGAAAACAGAAAUGAAAACAUUGUUUAUCACGCCACAGUUAUUAACAGUAGUUCAAAGGUCUUUUUACAUGAACGUGAGCUCAACUUGUCCUUGUUUUAUAUCUCAUGUAUAUAUGGCUUCAAGCUCAUGUACAGUGGUGUGAUUCAAAUAUUCAGCCUUCAGACCAGCAGCCACUCUAUCUCACACAGUUCUACUCAGCCUGGGUGACAGAGAGCAGCUAUCUCAUCCACCCUGUUUACAAGAGGAGCCUUUCCAAAGACACUGGCUGAAACGAAAGCAGAGGGGAGCUAAACCAGUCUGUCCAGCUCGUACACCCAGUAUGAGACUGGAACACAUUCGAAUAAAUAAAAAUCUAAAAUCAGGAGCAGAGAAAUGUUACUCUGGUCAAAGAGAUUUAAAAACAGCUGAACUCUUCACUUUUGGUGAAAUGUUGAAACUGGGUUCUAAUCACAGUUUUUAGGUUUCAUAGAUCAUAAUGGGAACAAAAGGAUAAAAAAUCCCUUGUGAACCCAACAGAGCACCUCAGUAAAGGACGUAUAAUUCUUGUCAUUGCUGCAGGCAGGCUGGCACACUGAGUCGUGUUGAUUCGUGUACAGCCAUAUUGAAAGACAUUUGAGAAAGAUGAGAUACUCCAGUUAAAGGGCUCAAAGUUCUUGUAUUAUGAAUGACACGAGUGUUGGAAAGUGACAGAGAGGCAUGCAGUGGGAGUUGUUUAACAAUCCUACAGGAGGAGCAGCCAGACCUGAUCCUGUCUCCAGCCUCGAGCUUUUCUGCAGCCAGUAUAGCACAGACUCCAGCAGCAGGAAGAAGAAUGGCAGAGCACACGCUUAAUGCAGAGGACAUGGCUCUAAAUAAACUGGGCGACAUAGGCCCGGCCUAGAAAAGCACUCCGACCUAUUGACAUGAAUCACUACGAGACUAAGAAGAGUGCGGCUCAGAGCAUGUUGGACGUGGCCUUGCUCAUGGCCAACUCGUCUCAGCUGAAGACCGUCCUUUAUGUGGGUCCGCAGUAUCGUUUCUAUGUCCCCCUCAUCGUGCUGCUGUUCCUGUCCAUCACGUUACAGGUCAUAGUGGGGCUGCUGCUCGUCUUCAUUGUGAAGUACGAUCUCAACGAUGUGAGGAAACACGCCAAACUGAACAGAAUGAAUAAUGUAGCAACAGUCUUUGUCUUCUUCACGGUUCUCAUCAACAUCUUCAUCACAGCGCUGGGAUUUCAGGGCCAUACUAUCAGCUCACCAGCCUCACCUGUUCCAUCAGUACCAGAGCGUCCCCUCUGCCCAUUGACCUGAACAGGACUGGUGGCAUUUAGACCAGACUUUGGACCAAAGCACUGAAAGCUGCUGUGGCACAGAAGCCUUACCUCUGUGUGGGCUCCAUGUUCAAAUUCAGACUUGUUUGGAGAAAAAAAAAAAAGUUUUUUGAAUGAACAUAAUGAAAUGUUUUGUGACUGAGACUUCAGCGAGCUGUGGACCAUCGAGUAGACCUCAUCCUCGACAAUUACAGGCCAGUCCUAUCUUAAGAUUACAGCUACACACUGACAACCAAAUAACUUUGUGGGAAUUAACACUGCCUCAUCUUCCUUUGGGUAGAGAUGCCAAUUCCUGAAAUGCACAUACUGGACAUGGAUACUCCAACAUAUUAAAAGCUUCUGUCGUAUAAAUAUAACAUGCUUUGUUUCUUUGGCAGUGUAAACUGCUGGUUCUUAUUGUUUUAAAUACACUUCAUACUCUCCCAUGUUAAAAUAUGUCUAUGUAAAAAGGAGUAUCAGUAUUAGAAAGUAACUUUACUGCAUGGUGUAAAACUGGGUUUCUGUGGAUACUUUCUAGUUUGGUAGCAACUGUACAACAGGAAACUAUAUAUGUUUUUUUUGUUAAAUAAAGUAGCAGUUUGGA
Oreochromis aureus is the source of this 2271-nucleotide messenger RNA. RefSeq lists its product as uncharacterized. Gene Ontology annotation, biological process: tissue regeneration; cell adhesion. NCBI's taxonomy places the organism in Eukaryota, Metazoa, Chordata, Actinopteri, Cichliformes, Cichlidae. The transcript is spliced from 4 exons. Gene Ontology annotation, cellular component: membrane. The record is from RefSeq and is a predicted model, not a curated record. Bases 1282 to 1668 code for a protein of 128 amino acids.